Messenger RNA from Hemibagrus wyckioides, 1653 nucleotides. RefSeq names its product charged multivesicular body protein 5a (gene chmp5a). NCBI's taxonomy places the organism in Eukaryota, Metazoa, Chordata, Actinopteri, Siluriformes, Bagridae. The record is from RefSeq and is a predicted model, not a curated record. Bases 96 to 755 code for a protein of 219 amino acids. Gene Ontology annotation, cellular component: multivesicular body. The transcript has 8 exons. Gene Ontology annotation, biological process: vesicle budding from membrane; late endosome to vacuole transport via multivesicular body sorting pathway.
GAAGAGUCAUUCAAGGGAAUCAUUUUCCGCACGAAUCUCCCAGCUUCCAGCUUUGGCCUAAAGCAGGAUCAGGUUGUCGGUAACAUUAAACAAAAAUGAACCGGCUUUUCGGUAGAAGCAGGAACCAGGCGCCUCCCAACCUUUCGGACUGUAUCGGAAAUAUCGAUGCGCGAGCCGAGGUGAUGGAGAAGAAGAUAGCGAGGAUCGACGCGGAGCUCAUCAAGUACAAGGACCAGAUGAAAAAGAUGAGGGAUGGCCCAGCCAAGAAUGCAGUGAAACAGAAGGCUAUGAGAGUGCUCAAGCAGAAAAGGCUAUAUGAAAGCCAAAGGGAUCAGCUUGCCCAACAGUCCUUUAACAUGGAACAGGCCAACUACACCAUUCAGUCCUUAAAGGACACUAAAACAACAGUUGAAGCUAUGAAGAUUGGAGCAAAAGAUAUGAAAAAAGCCUAUAAGCAAGUGAAGAUGGAUCAGAUUGAAGACUUACAGGACCAGCUUGAGGACAUGAUGGAGGAAGCCAGUGAGGUGCAGGAGGCUUUGAGUCGCAACUAUGGUACACCUGACAUUGAUGAGGAUGAACUAGAAGCAGAGCUGGAUGCCCUCGGAGAUGAGUUACUGCUGGACGAUGACAGCUCCUAUCUGGACGAAGCCUCGUCUGCACCCUCCAUCCCAGAGGGCGUGCCGAGUGACAGCAAAACAAAUAAGGAUGGUGUUCUGGUUGAUGAGUUUGGAUUGCCGCAGAUUCCAGCCACAUAGACCUGGAUGAACGCUGCAGGAUCUGUUUCUUUACUGAAGAUCGGUUCAGUAAUCUUAGUUUCAAGGGUGGUUUGCCAAGGCAUGCUUUCCUAAUGAGUUAAUGAAGCUUUUGCUAAUCAAGCAUGUGGCCUUGUAAUUCUCUGUUUCCAUUAAUAUGCUGUUUAACAGUAUAUAUUUUUUGCACACUGACCUAUCUAGUAAAUCAUCAUCAUCAUCAUGAUUAUCAGCAUUCUUAUAUAUAUUGUGAAAUCAGACAAUUACGUCUAAUUAGUUAAUGAAUAAAUCACAAACAUGUACAUAAGAACAUACUAGGGUACCUGUGUGUUUAUUCAUGGUAUCAGUGUUCAGCUCUCUCCUGUCUCUUAAAAACACAAACUUUCUAGGUUAGGGCUGAAGAGGGUUCUUUAUCAAGGGGUUGUCAGUUCCACUAUGCUGUUCAGCUGUCACGAAAUUAUAUGUUGAUUCCUUUAUUGAUUUAGAGAAAUAUCCCUGCACUCAUUCAUUCACUUGCAGUGAAAUGAAAACCCAGCCACUCCUCCUAGACUGUGAAUAUAAAUAAACAAAAUGUAAGAUCUAUGUUUUAAAAAAGAAUGAAUCGAAAUAAUAAGAACAGAAAAAGAGUUAAUAGAAUGUAAUGUGCAAUAUGUUUGCAUGUUACAUGUAGUAGCAUGAUGUGUAAUAAUGUAACAUGUAGUAAUGGUACAGAAUGUGCAACAUUACAGAAUUGAAAGUGAUGCAUUAAUGUGCAAACAGUAAAGUGCAGUGUUUCAGUGGAGUAAACAAGUCUUUAUGGAGUCCUAAGAGUUUCGUGAGAUGGACAUAUCCGUAUUGAGGAGUCUAAUGUCCUGAAGGAAGAAGCUCCUCACAAAUGUGCUUCUAGAGGAAUGGUGAAAAAUUU